This is a messenger RNA of Rhodofomes roseus, 975 nucleotides long. RefSeq lists its product as uncharacterized. The coding region runs from base 153 to 794 and encodes 213 amino acids. The record is from RefSeq and is a predicted model, not a curated record. The transcript is spliced from 2 exons. Lineage: Eukaryota; Fungi; Basidiomycota; Agaricomycetes; Polyporales; Fomitopsidaceae.
UGCGCUGCAGAUAAUGGGCGCUCCGUUGCCCUCGUCCCUUUUUCUACCGACUGCAUGGCAGCCAGUCUAGCCUUCUAUCAUGAGACGUGGUUGUUGCCCGUGGAUGUUCGAAGAGGAGCUGUUCGGUCCCGCUGCCGACUCUGUUCCCGGUGAUGGAGUCCUUCACCGGUCUGAGUCUAUUCCGGCGUCAUAACUGGGCUGCUCACUGCUGUUUGCGUCUUUGUUCAGGUGACGCACCUCAGGGUGUUUCAUUCAUUUUCCUCGGUCCCGAUGGAAUGUCCUGUAUCGCUACGUCACUCCACAUGCCGUACCCCGCCACUGAGAUGGUCUCCUCAGGACUUGCUUCCGCUCUCAUACACUGCCGGACUUCAAUUAUAAAUAGCCCUAUGACAUGGUACACGUUGAAAAGAAAUGCGGAGGUAUAUCUGCGAUCAAUGAAAGUGGCUUUUUGCGACGUGCAUAUACCGGGCUUCUAUGAACGAACGGUAGAACAAGGCACCCCAGUCCUAGUGGAGUGGAGCAGGGCCACCAGUGACGACCUCUCCCGCAUCCCUCGCCAGCAGCAGCGCACGCGGAGCCAGUUGGCGGAACUGGGUAUCGGAGAUGUAGCGAUUGUGGGUCGGCACGCAUGGCGCGCCGGGUCGGGCGAGACCAGGGCCGCCUGCGCCAGGAGAGAAGGAGCGAGGUCGCAAACGAGCGGGCUCCGAGGGAGACGGCGUGGUAGCGCUGCUGCACGGGGGUCUGUCGGAGAGGAUGGGGCUGGGAUUAUGACGCAAGCGGACGGCUGUCUGUAACGCAAUGCAAGUGUAAACGCGAGUAAGGACCGGACAGGCCGUAUACGGCCAAACAUGCAGGGCGUAGAACCGUACCAAGGAUUUGUAGAAGAGUCCGAGCAGUAACGACGAAGGGUGCGUAGGUAGCGACAAAGUCCGCGGAGAACAAAGGUAUCGACCUGAGGACAACACGGAAGGGUAA